CUCGCUCUCGGCAAGGCUUUCGCUUUUCUCCGGCUCGCUUCGCCCGGGUCAGCUUCUCCGCUUUCCCAUGUCGGACGUGCUGGCCGCAGCCGUUGCCUCCCAGUUCGAAGCCUCUCUAGGAGGGGGGCCGCCAGGCGGAGACAGUUGCCUCAGCGGGGCUGACGGAGAAGAGGACAGCUGCCCACCGCCGCCUUCCUCAGAGAAUGAAGAUUCAACUAAGAGGUUAGAACCUGCAUCUUCAACAGCUGCCACUUCAGAGAAUGAUACCUCUCAGUGCAGGCUGCAAAAUGGAUCACAUGUGAAUGAGGAUGCUACAGAGGAUUUGGCAAGUGGUGAUGCUGAUCUGAAAGAGCAAGAUGUAGCAGGAAAGGAAGCCAACCAGUUCCAGCAACAAAAAGAGGAGGCUGUGGUGCAGAUGACAAAGUAUCCUGCCCCACAAGGACCAGGAGAUAUAGUCAUGAUACAGUCCGAAUACACAGGUGCAGUGGAUGUCCUUUCAGCAGAGCUGGAAACCACAGACUUGCUGGGUGAGCAGAAGAAAGCUCAGCCACCUCCUCUGAUUCCACCAACUACAUGGACAAGUGCCAAGAUAAGGGACUUCAAAACAAAGAUGGCGAAGGAGAAGAAUGCCUGCAUGGUAGUGAAACGGGGUGAAGUAGUAACUGUCCGGGUGCCAACUCAUCCUGAUGGGAAGCGUGUAUGCUGGGAAUUUGCCACAGAAGAUUAUGACAUUGGCUUUGGAGUCUAUUUUGAUUGGACUCCUGUUACUAGUACUGCCAUUACUGUACAAGUCAGUGAAUCAAGUGAUGAAGAUGAUGAUGAAGAAGAUGAGUUUGAAGGGCCUAUUCCUGUUGGUGAUGUGGAAAGGGGCUCCAAAAGCUAUUUGCGAAAUCGCUAUGGAGAGAUCAUGCCUGUCUACCGUCGAGACAGUCACCGGGAAGUGCAAGUAGGCAGCCACGAUUAUCCAGGAGAAGGCAUCUACUUGCUCAAAUUUGACAAUUCUUACUCCCUUCUGCGAAACAAGACUCUUUUCUUCCACGUUUAUUAUACCAGUUAAAGAAGUUAGUAGUGAGUGUGACCAAAGGUUCCAAAAUAGGGAAAGCAAGUUGCCUGCCAAGACUAAUGUGUCUUAACAGGCACCACCUGAUGGCUGAAUCGGAUACUCACCUCUGUGCUUAUGUGCAGAUGACCUCUUUCUGCUCUGCCUCACUGCUAUAGUGGUUCAGCUGAUCACUGGAAACUGGUUUGUUUUAGGCAAACAACAAGCAAGUCACUGGAUAACCAGUUCAGGUGUCUGCUUUUUCAUUCUAUUGCACUUAUAUAAACUGAAACUGAAGUAUGCCUUUUUGAGGGGUGUGGGGACAGAAGGGAAACACUGUCAUCUUCUGUUGUGCUAACUGCAAAUAGAUCCCUGGAAACAAUGGCUAAGCCAGCCUGUGGAACUCUGUCUAGAAUGGUGAUGUUGCUGUGCUGCUGUACACUGCUGUUCACUUGGUCUGUGGGAAUCUUGUGAGAUGGAACAUGCACAUGACAUCUCAGUCACUGGCAACCAGUCUUCUCUCCCCUUUUGUACAGUGUUGUUUCUCCAGCAACUCUAGCAUAUUUGUUGCACACCACAGCUGGUGUGCAGUGGCUGCUAUACAUGUGUAUUCUACAGGUUGACUGAAAAGAGUCUGUGUGCUCUAAAUAAGGGAGCAAAGCCACUAUGGAAGUCAGAAUAAUAAACCAGAACAUUCUGAUUAAGAAAAUGGUUAGGAAAAUUGUCAGUAGCAAAGCACCCCUCCCCCCAUCUUAUGGCUUAAUAUGCUUAUUCUUUCAAUUGGCUUGUCCUAUGAAUACAAUAUAGGUUAACGUAAGAGUGUCAAAUUCAGUUGAACUGGAGUGCCAAAUUCUUCAAGUUGAUGUCCAGAGGCUACACCUUUUAGCCAAAACCUCCCUCUUUAGUCAAAACUCCUCGCUUUACUAUAAUUUGACACCAAAUCACAAUCCAUUUCACCUUGAUUGAAUAUAAUUUUAAUGAAAUUCAGAGAAAUUGAUUUUCAUGAAAUUAAUCAGUUACACUAAAAUUGAGAAGAGGUGGUUUCUGAUAUUUAUAGCUUGAAUACAAUAAAAGUUAUGCUUUACCCCCUUUCCCCAUGCAGUACUCUUGGAUUCCAAGAACAAGCAUUCUCAGUCACAAGAUUGUUACGUAGGGGAAUAUGAGCACUCCAUACCUGCUUCAGUGAAGGCCUUGCAAGACAGCACCGGUGACAGAGCAUGAUGUUGAUGCAUGCAAUAGCAACCCUUGUUCUGUUGUAGGCACUGGUUUCUUUUGCCUAAUUUGUGUGGAAUGUGAUAUUGUGCCCUUUAAAGAAUCUGAUAGGGUCUCCUGGCCUUAUGUUUGUCAUGCUUAGUUUAAGAUCUCAGAUCUUUAAUCAUUUUUAAAACCCAAUUUCUUUCCAUCUCUGUGUAGUUGUUCAGACGUCAAAAGCCAGUGCCCAACAUAGCAAAAACAACACACCUUCCUGUUGCAUUUCAGAAAAUGGCAGUGAAAUUACCUGUCUUUCAAAUCUCAGGUCUUAUUGGGGGGGGGGCAAAGUGUUUGGAUAAGGAUAUUUUCUUUUCCUCUUUUUCUUUUUUUUAAACUGUAAAGUCUUGUUCUCAUAGUAGGUAGAAGAGCAUUUGUUAGCCUUCAGGCUGCCCCCUCCUAUCUAAGUGGCAGGACCACUUUUUAAUUGCCUUCUGGAUAGGGGAAUUGCCUUCCUAUUAUGGAGAACUCAUAAAUCUCAUCAAGAGAGAGAGAAACAACACAUCCCCAACAUUCAAAUGGAGAAAAAGCAACCUGGUCAAUUUUGAAUUGUAACCAGUACAAACUACAGAAAGGUAAAGAGAAUUUGUAGAAGACACUGCGUGAGGGAUAGCAUUUCCUCACAUGUUACUAGUAUGCAGAAGAACAAACUGAAACCACCUGGUAAUGAAAUGACUUUCUGCCCAUUCAAGAAACAAAAAUAUGGGAAUUUUAUUUUCUAAUCAGAAUUGUUAGCUUUCUUCCCUGAGAGUUGGGCUAAGUAUGGUGACAGGGUGCUUUUUGUGUCUUGAUUGCUCCCUUCCCCACAAAAAAAAGUCUCUAGUGGAAAGGAAGUGACAGGAGACAGCUCCAACUAACUUAGGUCUGGGCCAACUGCUUUGUCUCUUGUCUUCUGCACUCACUUGGAGAGAGGAAGGAGGUGGCUCCUAACAGCUUGACAAGUACCAUGUUUGGGCCUGAGUAAUGAAGGGUUCAAGAUCUCUACCAUAUCUAAGAUGAGCUGAGAGGGAAGAAGAGACAGGCAAAAAUCUAAAGAGGAAAAAGAGAUAUGCAAUUAAAGGCUGAGCUUCUUGGCAUUUCAGCUAGAACCCUCUUUUCCUGGUUGCUGAGCUGCGAACUAGAUAGGGCAAUCUUGGAGUAGGAAGGCAAACCUCCCUCGUUUGCAAUCAAAUGAGAAGGGUCCUUCUGAAAACUAACAAAUACUCUGCCUACUGGGUAAAACAUGUUUGUUUAGCAGAGGAUUGGUAAAUAUUUAUGAAGAUUUCAGGUUCAAAAUGUGAUUAUGCUUUUUUUAUAAAGCAUUUGUUAUUUGUGAUGUUUGUUGAAUGUGUAUAUGUGUUUCUUAGCAUGAUUGUAGCUAAUACUCAUAGUACCCUUCCUGGGGAAUGCUUUUGAUGUGAAUACACCUAUCUUUUGCUGGAGCAGAUUUAGCAAGGGAAGGUAUAAAACCAAAGAAUUUACCUUCAAAG
This is a messenger RNA of Heteronotia binoei (common prickly gecko), 3756 nucleotides long. It is a transcript of the gene TMED8, whose product is annotated as transmembrane p24 trafficking protein family member 8. The record is from RefSeq and is a predicted model, not a curated record. Bases 68 to 1057 code for a protein of 329 amino acids. Lineage: Eukaryota; Metazoa; Chordata; Lepidosauria; Squamata; Gekkonidae. The transcript is spliced from 6 exons.